Molecule: messenger RNA, 1557 nt
Organism: Cyphellophora attinorum
Lineage: Eukaryota; Fungi; Ascomycota; Eurotiomycetes; Chaetothyriales; Cyphellophoraceae
Product: Pisatin demethylase
Exons: 4
Coding region: 1-1557 (518 amino acids)
Molecular function (GO): monooxygenase activity; iron ion binding; oxidoreductase activity, acting on paired donors, with incorporation or reduction of molecular oxygen
Source: RefSeq, a predicted model, not a curated record
AUGCUUGCCGCCGUUUCGACUAUCUUGUUGGCGUCCCUGCUAGUUGGAAUUGUGUUGCGACGCAUUUCAAUUGCCUACAAGCAUGGCCUUCGAAGCAUUCCUGGACCAAGACUUGCCCGUUUCACCGAUGCGUGGAGAGUACACUUCGUGUCCCGCGGCCGAGCCCACGAAGACUACCUUGCACUACACGACAAGUACGGUCCCAUCGUCCGAACAGCACCAUCCGCGAUGGACAUAUCAGAUCCCGCUGCAAUCCCCAUCCUCUACGGUGCCAGUAGCCCCUUCCUGAAGUCCGAAUUCUACUCCCUCUUCACCAUGCUCUACGAGGGCAAAACUAUAGACUCCCUCUUCUCCACCCGCGACCCAAUCCGCCACCGCAACCUCAAACGCCCCAUCGCUCAGAAAUUCUCUAUGAGCAGCGUCCGCACCCUCGAGCCCCUCGUCGACAGCUGCACCCGAGUCUUCCUCGACAGUAUGCACGAUCUUUCUGGGGAAGCGCUUGACUUGGACGUCUGGCUGCAAUGGUACGCGUUUGAUGCUAUUUACGCUAUGACGUUCAGCACGUCGCCGGGGUUUGUGAAGGGUAGGAGGGAUGUGAGCGGGAUCAUUGGUGGGAUGGAUUGGAUUCUGAGGUAUGCGGCUGUUGUUGGGCAGAUUCCUUGGUUGCAUGGUUGGGUUGAUCCUGUGCUUAAGUUUGCGAUGAGGGUGGGGGUGUUUGAUCUUGGGCCGCUGAUGAUUGUUACGGAAAUGGUGGAGAAGGCUGUCAGGGAGUAUGAUGCUGCUCUUUCAGAGGAAGUGGCGGGAAGGCAGGACUUCCUGGCAUACCUGAGACAGCAGAGUAAGUCCACCGGGGAGAUGCUUGGGAAGAGCGAAUUGCAGAAUCAUCUGAUGAAUAACCUGUUGGCGGGGAGUGAUACUACUGCUAUGGCGCUGAGGGCGGUAUUUUACUUUGUUGUUAAGGAUGGGAGGGUGUAUGAGUGCUUGCAACGGGAGAUUGAUAAGGCGGAUGCGGAGGGGAGGCUGGGCGAGUUCGUGAGUUAUAGUGAGUGCUUGGAGAUGAAGUAUUUGCAAGCAUGCAUCAAAGAAGCACUCCGCAUGCAUCCCGGGGUAGCCUUUCCCCUGGAACGAGUCGUGCCGCCAGACUGUACGAGCAUUCCAGUCUGUGGGAAGGAAUACUACGUUCCCCCUGGUACCGUCAUUGGUAUCAAUCCGGCAGUGGUGCAGCGAGACCGAGAUGUGUUUGGAGCGGACGCAGACGACUUCCGGCCUGAACGAUGGUUCGUUGAUGUAUCAGACGCUGGGGAUGAGGCGAGGGUCAGAAGGAUGGAGAGAACGAUACUUGCGUUCGGAGCAGGACACCGCCUCUGCACGGGAAAACACAUCUCCCUCAUGGAGAUGGGAAAGUUUGUACCACAGAUUCUGAGGAACUUUCGAGUCGAAUUCGCGGACGAAAGCAAUCGGGAGUGGUCUGUGAAGACGUACUGGUUUGCUAAGCAGAGUGGGAUGAGGAUGAAGAUGACUCCUCGGGGUAAGGCGGAGAGGAAAAGCGGUGACUGA